AUUUACCACUGAACAGAUAACUUCUUAAAAAAAUUUUUUUUUGAGACAGGGUCUUGCUCUGUCACUCAGGCUGGAGUGAAAACUGCAGCUUCAACCUCCCAGGCUCAAAUAAUCCUCCCACCUCAGCCUCCCGUGGGAGGCACAUGCCACCAUGCCUGCCUAAUUGUUUUAUUAUUUGUAGAGACAGUGUCUUGCUAUGAUGGCGGGGCUGGUCUGGAAGUCUUGGGCUCAAGCAGUCCUCCUGCCUCAACCUCCCCAAGUGCUAGGAUUACAGGCAUGAGCCACAAUGACCAGCCUAAUUUUUUUAUUCUUGUAGAAACGGCAUCUCGCUUUGCUGAGUAGGCUGCUCUGAAACUCCUGGCCUCAAAGGAUCUUCCUGCCUCGGCCUCCCAAAGCGCUGGGAUUACAGGCAUGAGCCACCAUGCCAGACUGGAUAUGAUCAUAUUAUAGCAAGCACCCUGUGUAGGACAGCAUAGGCAAUCGCUUAAAAACCUAAGGAGAGUGGCAGAGCGCGGUGGCUCAUGCCUGUAAUCCCAGGAGCUCGGGAGCCCAAGGAUGGGAGAUCGCUUGAGCUCAGGACUUCGAGACCAGCCUGGGCAACCUGGGGAAACUCCGUCUCUACAAAAACCAAGAAAGAAAAAAACCUAAGGCGACUCACCACAGGUUUGGUGGAUGUAGGCGUGGCUUUGAGAUCCCCCAUGCUGGGAUGUGGGGGGUGCCUGUGCUCCCGAUGUCUGCCCUAACUCUGAUCUCCUUCUGACCCGGGAAAAGCAGAGCCAAUCAUCCCCAGCCCAAAGCCUUGUGCGAGCGCUGUCCGCCUUCCCGAGCUUGCUUCCUUUGGGAGAAGCCUUCCUGUUCAUGCUGGGGAUUCAGGAGGGAAGCCAGGAGCAGAGGUGAAUCCUGAGAUGUUCCUUUGUGCUGGAAUUAGACUCUGUGCCCAGGCGUGAAGUAUUGUGGUGAACAGACUUUCCCAUUCCCUGUUCGGUCUCGGAAUAUUGUCCAGUUUGUUUUUAUAAAGCAGAAAAGUGCCUGUGACUUACAGGCCUAGGAAUGUAGCUCUUUCCUGGAGAAAGGGGAUCUAUUUUCUAAUCUGCAGGAGAGGCUGCGGGCCCUACACUCUGGGUCACUUCAGUGUCACAGUUUCCAAAUUUAAACUCAUUCAAGGCUUUUAUCACCAUGUCUUUAUUUAAGUUUUUCCUCAAAGAAAAAUUAGCCCAGCUCAGUGGCUCACUGUAAUCCCAGCACUUCGGGAGGUCGAGGUGGGUGGAUCCCUGGAGCCCAGGAGUUUGAGACCAGCCUGAGCAAGAGAGGAAACCCCACCUCUACUUAAUAAAAAAACAAAAAACAAACAAACAAAAAACAAUAGCCAGGCAUAGUGACGUGUGCCUAUAGUUUCAGCUACCUGGGAGUCUGAGGUGGGAGGAUCUCUUGAGCCCAUGAAUUUGAGGCUGCAGUGAGAUCUGGUUGCACCACCGCUCUCCAGCCUGGGUGACACAGCGAGACCUUAUCUCAAAAAAAAAAGGAAAAGAAAAGAAAAAGUGGAAAAAGAACACUUUUCGUAAAUCUCCACACCCAGAGAUACAGAGGGGUAGAGACAGAGGCGACAUGUUACAUCUUCAGCAUUCUUGGGGCCGGCUGGCUGGGAUGCUCAGCGUGCUGCUGAGUUUGGCGCCUUCAGCUUCCAGCGACGUUUCCGCCUCCUGGCCGAACAUUCUUCUUCUGAUGGCUGACGACCUUGGCAUCGGGGACAUCGGCUGCUAUGGCAACAACACCAUGAGGACUCCAAAUAUUGACCGCCUUGCAGAGUUCGGCGUGAAGCUGACCCAGCACAUCUCGGCCGCAUCUUUGUGUACCCCGAGCAGAGCAGCCUUCCUCACGGGCAGGUACCCUGUUCGGUCAGGGAUGGUUUCCAGCGUUGGUUACCGUGUUCUUCAGUGGACUGGAGCAUCUGGAGGUCUUCCGACAAAUGAGACAACUUUUGCAAAAAUAUUGAAAGAGAAAGGCUAUGCUACUGGACUCAUAGGAAAAUGGCAUCUGGGUCUCAACUGUGAGUCAGCCGGCGAUCAUUGCCACCACCCCCUCCACCAUGGCUUUGACUAUUUCUAUGGAAUGCCUUUGUCCAUGACGGGUGACUGUGCCCACUGGGAACUCUCGGAGAAGCGUGUCGACCUGGAACAAAAACUCAACUUCCUCUUCCAAGUCCUGGCCUUGGUCACGCUCACACUGGCAGCAGGAAAGUUCAUGCACCUGAUAUCCAUCUCCUGGAUGCCAGUCAUCUGGUCAGCCCUCUUGGCGGUCUUCCUCCUCACAACCUCCUAUUUUGCGGGUGCUCUAAUUGUGCAUGCCGAUUGCUUUCUGAUGCGAAACCACACCAUCACGGAGCAGCCCAUGCGUUUCCAAAGAGUCACGCCCCUUAUUCUGCAGGAGGUCAAGUCCUUUCUCAAAAGGAAUAAGCUUGGGCCUUUCCUCCUCCUUGUUUCCUUUUUGCACGUCCAUAUCCCUCUUAUCACUACGAAGAACUUCCUCGGGAAGAGUGCCCACGGGCUGUACGGGGACAACGUGGAGGAGAUGGACUGGAUGGUAGGACAGAUCCUUGAUGCUUUGGACACAGAAGGUUUGACCAACAGCACCCUCAUUUAUUUUGCAUCAGAUCACGGGGGAUCCCUGGAGAAUCAGUUUGCAAACAGCCAGUAUGGCGGCUGGAAUGGAAUUUAUAAAGGGGGGAAGGGCAUGGGAGGAUGGGAAGGUGGAAUCCGUGUGCCCGGGAUCUUCCGCUGGCCCGGGGUGCUCCCGGCUGGCCGAGUGAUCGGCGAGCCCACGAGCCUGAUGGACGUGUUUCCUACCGUGGUGCAGCUUGCCGGCGGUGAGGUGCCCCAGGACAGAGUGAUUGAUGGCCGGGACCUUCUGCCUUUGCUCCUGGGAACAGCCCAGCACUCAGACCACGAGUUCCUGAUGCAUUACUGUGAGAGGUUUCUGCACGCAGCCAGGUGGCAUCAACGGGACAGAGGAACACUAUGGAAAGUCCAUUUUGUGACCCCAGUGUUCCAACCAGAGGGAGCCGGUGCCUGCUACGGAAGAAAGGUCUGCCCGUGCUCUGGGGAAAAAGUAGUCCACCAUGAUCCACCUUUGCUCUUUGACCUCUCAAGAGACCCUUCUGAGGCCCAUGUCCUCACGCCAGCCUCAGAGCCCUUGUUCUAUCAUGUGAUGGAACGAGUCCAGCAGGCUGUGUGGGAGCACCAGCAGACACUCAGCCCGGUUGCUCUGCAGCUGGACAGCCUGGGCAACCUCUGGAGACCAUGGCUGCAGCCCUGCUGUGGCCCGUUCCCCCUCUGCUGGUGCCUUAGGGAAGAUGACCCACAAUAAAUACGUGCAAUGAAAA
Messenger RNA from Callithrix jacchus (white-tufted-ear marmoset), 3379 nucleotides. RefSeq names its product arylsulfatase L (gene ARSL). Gene Ontology annotation, molecular function: arylsulfatase activity. Lineage: Eukaryota; Metazoa; Chordata; Mammalia; Primates; Cebidae. The record is from RefSeq and is a predicted model, not a curated record.